Mangifera indica (mango) is the source of this 468-nucleotide messenger RNA. RefSeq names its product protein TRACHEARY ELEMENT DIFFERENTIATION-RELATED 7A-like. The record is from RefSeq and is a predicted model, not a curated record. Gene Ontology annotation, biological process: plant-type secondary cell wall biogenesis. NCBI's taxonomy places the organism in Eukaryota, Viridiplantae, Streptophyta, Magnoliopsida, Sapindales, Anacardiaceae. The transcript has a single exon. Bases 1 to 468 code for a protein of 155 amino acids.
AUGGCCUCCCCCACUUACUACAACUUCCCACCUUUCUUUCACUACCAACCACCUCCUCCUGUGCGUCGUCCACCACCCCCACAUCCUCCAUCCCCGAGCAGCCACACUACAGUGAUUGUGGUAGUUUUUGUUUCAUUUGGUGGCAUUCUCUUCCUCGCAUGCAUUGCAGCUGCCCUUUGCUACUUCUUGAAGAAGAGGAAGAAGAGUGUUCAAGGAACGGAGGUGGUGCAUGUUGAUGAACAUUUGAAGGUGAAAGAGGACUUUGUGAAAGGACCUCAUGGAAUGGAAGCUGUGGGUCUGGUGAUUGAAGAUGAUGUGCAUGUUGAUGAAGUUAUCAGGAAGAAUGAAGAAUUCGGAAAAGGGUUGCAUGAAAAAGGUUCGGAGAGAAAAGCAAGCGGUCGGCUUCAGGUGGGAGCUUCUUCUUCUUCGUUGGGACAUGAUAAUCAUCACCAGUCUGACAAUAUUUAA